Notodromas monacha is the source of this 1503-nucleotide messenger RNA. NCBI's taxonomy places the organism in Eukaryota, Metazoa, Arthropoda, Ostracoda, Podocopida, Cyprididae. The record is from the annotation of a GenBank genome assembly.
AUGGACGAGGAGAAGAGAGACGAUGGUGGGGCGAUUCGAAUGAACAAAAGCGUGACGUUGUUGAAUGGAGUGACCAUCAUUGUUGGAUGCAUCAUUGGAAGCGGAUCCCCGUUGAUGGCCCUGAUCGUGUGGGUCGUCUGCGGUCUGAUCUCCAUGAUCGGCGCCCAAUGCUACGCCGAACUGGGCACCAUGAUCACGAAAAGCGGCGGCGACUAUUCCUACAUCCUGGUGGCAUUUGGCCCAUUCCCCGCAUUCCUCAAACUAUGGGUGGAACUCAUCAUCAUCCGACCCGCCAUACAAACAGUGGUGGCUCUCACGUUCGCCGAGUACGCCACAAAGCCGUUCUUUGCUGACUGCGAGGCGCCUGCGAAUGCCAACCGACUCCUUGCUGCUGCUUGCCUGUGCUUGCUCACAUACAUCAACUGUGCCAGCACAAAAGCAGCAACUCGUGUCCAAGACAUUUUCUCAUUUGCCAAGGUCGGGGCACUGAUCGUCAUCAUUAUUGCUGGUGUAUUUCACAUGGCACAAGGAAAUGUGGAGAACCUGCAGAAACCGUUGAUAGGAGAUUCCUUCGAUGCACGGCCAGACAGUGACCGUGAGAUGUUCCCGGAGAAACGAAUACGACCAACCUUAAAGGAGUUAAUGCAGUGUCGUCUCGAGAAUCUGCCGCGUGCUAUAUACAUCAGCAUGCCGUUGGUAACGCUGAUCUACAUGCUGACAAAUUUGGCCUACUUUGCUGUCGUGUCUGAUGCCGAGAUCAGAGCGUCUCCAGCCACUGCUAUCUCAUUUGGAGUGCGAAUGUUUGGAUCCUGGAGUUGGAUCAUUUCCGUAUUCGUGGCUCUGUCAACUUUCGGAGGAGUGAAUGGCAUGAUACUGGUGGCAUCUAGACUCUUUUGGGCUGGAGCGCAAGAAAAUCAACUGCCCCAGUUCUUUUCCUACAUCCAUCACCAGAGGGAGACUCCUAUCCCCACCAUUUUGUUCUCUUGUAUGUUGUCACUCCUGUUGCUGGCAGGCAAAGACAUUGGUGCCUUGAUCAACUACUUGAGCUUUGUGCUUUGGCUGUCCUGUGGUGCAGCAGUUGCAGGACUUCUGUACUUGAGGAAAACUAUGCCAAAUGCACCAAGACCAAUCAAAGUCAGCCUUGUGUGGCCCUUUUUAUUCCUGAUUGCUUGUGCCUUCCUGGUUUUCUUUCCUCUGUAUGCCUCACCUGGUGACACUGGAAUGGGUCUCUUGAUCAUGAUGACAGGAGUUCCAGUUUACUUCACGUUCGUUUACAAGCACAGGUUUUCCGAGCGCAUAUCAAAAAAAUUCCAAUGGUUCGCAAAUUUCCAACAAAAGCUGCUGCUCUUGUUGAAACCGGCGACUGAGGAAGAAAUGGUGCCACUGCGAAGCAAAGGUGGUGUCACUGACGACGACGACGACGACGACGAACCCGUGAAAUUGGCAAAAUCAAACGACGACAGCGACGAUUCCAACAUAGUAACAAAACGUGUCGUCAAUUAA